GUGGAGCCGCCCUCCCCCGCCCCCGUCCCCCGUGCCGGGGCCGCCCCCGCCCGUCAUCGCUGCGCGCCGGCGGGCGGCUCGGUGCGGCGGGAUGGCGGCGGGCGGCGGCGCGGAGCGGUACUUUACACGCUGGUACAAGCCAGACGUGAAGGGGCGGCCGUGCGAGGACUUCUGCGUGCUGCAGCACUCCAACAGAAUCUGUGUCAUCACCUUGGCAGAAGCCCAUCCUCUUCUUCAAAGUGGAAAAACAAUUAAAAGUGUUAACUACCAAAUCAGUGCCAACUGUAGCAGACUCCAGAAUAAGGUCUCUGGGAAGUCAAAAAGGGGAGCUCAGUUUUUAACAGAACUUGCCCCUCUGUGCAGGAUAUCUUCCUCAGAUGGAGAGGAAUACACAGUUUACAGUUGUAUAAGAGGGCGGUUGAUCGAAGUGAAUGAAAACAUUCUUAGCAAUCCUGCUAUUCUGCAAGAAAAGCCAUCAACCGAGGGAUACAUUGCAGUGGUUCUACCCAAAUUUGAAGAAAGCAAGAAUGUAACUCAAGGACUUCUGACACAGAAGGAGUACGGGGAGGUUUUGUUGAAACGUCUUAAUUCUUCUUCAUGAAAUUAAUUACACACUUAUCAUCUGUAUUUGAUACUAAAUCAGCUACUUUUAUUAUAUACUGUAAUUUCCAUGGUAUUGGAAGGCCUAGUGCCCGUUUUUAAAACUGGAAAUUAAAUGCUUGAUUCAUACAAGAAUAAACCAGUUCCGAUAAGUUUGUAUAUUAAAA
This is a messenger RNA of Falco peregrinus (peregrine falcon), 767 nucleotides long. RefSeq names its product actin binding transcription modulator (gene ABITRAM). Gene Ontology annotation, biological process: regulation of actin filament polymerization; regulation of filopodium assembly; dendrite morphogenesis. Gene Ontology annotation, cellular component: filopodium tip; nucleus; dendrite. Lineage: Eukaryota; Metazoa; Chordata; Aves; Falconiformes; Falconidae. The record is from RefSeq and is a predicted model, not a curated record. Bases 92 to 601 code for a protein of 169 amino acids. The transcript is spliced from 6 exons. Gene Ontology annotation, molecular function: actin filament binding; actin monomer binding.